AUGGAGACCGCUCAAGCACACCUCCUCGUAAACAUCCAUGAAGAGAUUACAAAAGGUACUUUCACUGACCUACAAAUUAUAUGUAAAGACGGAACAACGACCGGAAACCGCAUCGUACUGGCGGCGAUGUCAUCAUAUUUCCGGGUCAUGUUCAGUUCUGAUAUGGCAGAGAGUCAGACGGGCGUCUUGAACCUUCCCACGGUGUCUUUGUCGGUGUUGCAAGCUAUCAUCAAAAUGUGUUUGUGUGGAAUUAAUCUAGUGAAUGAAACCAACUGUGUUGAGGUAUUGGAUGCUGCUGAGAUGAUGCAGCUUGACCACAUCAAAGACAUCUGUGACAUAUUCCUGAAGGAUAGCCUAGUACUGACAGGUGACAACUGUCUAAAUUGGUGGAGACUUUCUAAACUUUACAAUUUGCACGAUUUGUCCAACCGAUCAUUAUCCUGUUUGGCUGACGAGUUUGCUGAUUUUGUUGAAACAGAAAACGUUGUUCAGCUGUCAAAGGAAGAACUUAUGGAAAUCAUUUCAAAAGAAGAGAUGAAAUGUACAGAAGACAUCAUUCUGAAAGGCGCCAUGAAGUGGAUUGAGCAUAAUAACCCGGAUCAAGAUGAUGUGAAACUGAUUUUUGAAAACGUGCGUCUAGAUAUUUUUGAUUCACAGAUUCUGAUUGACCAAGUGGUGUUUUCAGACAUUGUUUCUAAAAAUAAAUCUGUCCAAGAAAUGAUACAGAAAGAGUUACAUUCACAUCGACAAGUUACAGCUCGUACACGGGUCAGUCCCAAGAUACCUGAAGUUUUCGUUCUCCUUUAUAACAAGACGUCACUUCUGUCUUGUUUCACGUCAGACGACAAGUGGGAGGACGUUCCACCAGCACCAGUAGAUCCUGGAGAGUGGUAUUCAGCAGCAGGUCUGGACGACAAGAUCUAUAUCACUGGCGGUCUUAACAAGAAGAAAUGUACAUUGAUAUAUAACACCGCGAGAAAGGUGUGGACAGUAGGUCCAGAUCUCACACAUGACCACAGCGGUCACUGUAUGGUCACAGCUAACUCUAAAGUGUACUCGAUAGGUGGUGCUUAUAGCAGCAAAAUAGAGGUAUUGAACGAGAGUGAGACGUACUGGCAGGUUGUUCGAGAUUUGGGAUUGACACGAUAUAACUCUUUCCCUUUUACAGUUGGUGAGAACAUUCUCGUUAUCGGAGGAAACACAUCCUCAGGCGGAUCAGAUGUUAUCCAGUGUUUUAACACCACAACUCUCACUGUCAGUCAGCUGAAUAUAAAGUUACCUUGUAGCUCUGAUUCACUAAGAGGCUGUGUUCACCUCCCAGAUGUUUAUCUGUUAGACACCGAAGGCCACGUGAUGCACCUCCAGGUCACCAACACGGGUGGAGAAAUCAAGAUUCAGGUUAAAUCCACAGCAGAAUGGAAAUCAUUUAGAUACUGCUUUGGUAUAACACACCGAGACGGAAGCUUGUUGUGUUUUACAAAAGAUGGAAUCAGCAAAUUCAACCUCGCUGAAGGUAUACAAGAACAGAGUACAUUCCCUAAGUCACCUAGAAGUGACGUAGUGUACGACAUGUGUACGGUGUCCUGUGGGAAAACAUCGUGA
This is a messenger RNA of Gigantopelta aegis, 1602 nucleotides long. Its product is annotated as kelch-like protein 25. The record is from RefSeq and is a predicted model, not a curated record. Bases 1 to 1602 code for a protein of 533 amino acids. The transcript has a single exon. Gene Ontology annotation, molecular function: protein binding. NCBI's taxonomy places the organism in Eukaryota, Metazoa, Mollusca, Gastropoda, Neomphalida, Peltospiridae.